Messenger RNA from Populus euphratica (Euphrates poplar), 1278 nucleotides. Its product is annotated as auxin-responsive protein IAA16-like. The transcript has 5 exons. Gene Ontology annotation, cellular component: nucleus. Lineage: Eukaryota; Viridiplantae; Streptophyta; Magnoliopsida; Malpighiales; Salicaceae. Gene Ontology annotation, biological process: regulation of DNA-templated transcription. The coding region runs from base 209 to 958 and encodes 249 amino acids. The record is from RefSeq and is a predicted model, not a curated record.
CUAAUUUGGCCCUUCUAGCACUAUAAGCUUAUACUAUUGCUCCACCUUUAUUACAUGUGCAUGCCAUAAACCUCUCUACAUCAAGAUAAUUAGUAGCAAGAAAUUAUUAGCAUCGCCAACACGAAGAAAAGGGGGCGAGAGAGAGAGAGAGAAGAAGAAGAGGGGUUUGGUGCUUAUUUUUAAGGACUGGAGGUUUUGUGAAGGAUCGAUGACCAGCAUAAUGGGAGCAGAACCAGCUGACACCUACAGCAUGAUUAAUUUUGAAGAGACUGAAUUACGCCUAGGGUUACCUGGAGGUGUUAGUAAUGGAAAUGAUGCUGAGGCUGCAAAGAGUAACGGGAAGAGAGGGUUUUCGGAGACGGUUGACUUGAAGCUUAACCUUUCAACUAAAGAAACUGGAAAGGAUGGAUCAGAUCAGGAGAAAGUAGCAACGAAGGAGAAGACUGUUGCUCCUCGCCCUAAUGAUCCUGCGAAGCCACCGUCCAAGGCACAAGUUGUGGGUUGGCCACCCAUUAGAUCAUUUCGUAAGAAUGUCAUGGCCGUCCAGAAGAACAACAACGAUGAGGGUGAAAAGGCCAGCAGCAGUGGCACUACUGGUGCAGCUUUCGUUAAGGUUAGCAUGGAUGGUGCCCCGUAUUUACGAAAAGUGGACUUGAAAUUAUACAAGAGCUACCGAGAACUCUCUGAUGCUCUAGGCAAAAUGUUCAGCUCCUUCACCAUCGGUAACUGUGGCUCACAAGGAACCAAAGAUUUCAUGAAUGAAAGCAAAUUGAUAGAUCUUUUGAAUAGUUCUGAGUAUGUGCCAACUUAUGAAGACAAGGAUGGAGAUUGGAUGCUUGUAGGAGAUGUUCCAUGGGGAAUGUUUGUCGAUUCAUGCAAGCGCUUGAGGAUCAUGAAAGGGUCUGAGGCCAUUGGACUUGCCCCAAGAGCUGUGGAGAAGUGCAAGAACAGAAGUUGAAGUGCCUUUUUCCCAAGUUAAUAUGAUGGUCAGCUGAUCCCAACUGUCCACAAAGAGAAGGAAACAUGCAGGCUCAUUGAGCUUUGAAGCCUGGAAGUCUCUGCACCAUGAUUUUUCUUUUUUCUUUUUACAUAUAUAUAGUAGUAAGUCCAAGUAUAAGAGGAAAUAUAUUUGAAGGGAUUUGUUAAUUAUAGCUAGCUAGGGGCGUGAAGUAACAACAGAAGAAGAAGAUGUGCUCGUAAAACUUCUUUUUAUUCUGUAUGAUCAUGUGUAAUGUUUAUUGUCUUGCUUAAUAAUGACCAUAAUUAUUGUUUCUAGCU